Molecule: messenger RNA, 606 nt
Organism: Penicillium pulvis
Lineage: Eukaryota; Fungi; Ascomycota; Eurotiomycetes; Eurotiales; Aspergillaceae
Exons: 2
Coding region: 1-606 (201 amino acids)
Molecular function (GO): acyltransferase activity, transferring groups other than amino-acyl groups
Source: RefSeq, a predicted model, not a curated record
AUGCUAGAGCUCCACGAUGCAAUCCCCACCGACGCCCAGGACCUCACAGAGGUUUUCCUAGCGGCAUUCUCAGAUCCUUUCAACAGAACCCUGUUCCCACCCACAGCAGAAGUGAGAAAGUGGUUAGCUGACAGUUUCCUGAAUGCCAAGGGACUUGCAUCAGAGCAUGAAGUUAUCUUGAAAGCGACAGAUGACAAUGGGAAGCCCGUCGCAUUCGCGAAAUGGGUCCGCCCCUAUCACGCCGCUGCAGAUCGGGAUCUGCGGUCCGAUGAUGCCGUGGGCGGGUGGCCUGUGGGAAGCGAUAAGGAACUUUGCGAAUUGUUUUUUGGGACUAUGGGUGAUCAUCAUCAUAGGUUGAUGGGAGAUCGGCCUCAUUAUUAUCUUGAGCUAUUGGGAGUCCACCCUUCUUACCAGGGACGAGGUCUUGCUUCUAAAUUGCUGAAGUGGGGAUUGGCUAGGGCGGAUGAAGAGAGUGUUGAGGUCUUCCUUUCCAGCUCCCCUGAAGGAAAGUUCAUGUAUGAGAAGAACGGGUUUAAGCCGUACGAGUCAUUUUCGCCGUUCCCUGGUUAUGAGCAGUUGAGUAUGAUUCGGCCAGCUCAACAUUGA